AUGCCAGAGGAGCUUUGGGCAGAGAAGGGAGAUGUUAUUGAAGCUUUAAGUCCAGUCCAUCAAGAUGGAUUUAUUAGAGCGAAGAAUUACCGGUUAAAAAAAGUAGGAAGUUUUCCCAUGUAUUUGCUUAAAAAACAUUUGAAAUUUGAAAAUUUUUCAAUAUUUGCUAAUAUUCAAUAAAUAAAAAUUAAAUCAAUGGGCGGAAAAUCUUUUUAUUUUUCAACAUAAAAUCCAAAUACAAAAUAAAAUUUUUAUAAAGGUUCUGUUGGAAUACAAUAGAAAUUUGAGGAGACAUUUUGACAGCAAAUAAAUUUAUACUAGUGUUGUUCCCGACAUUGUUCC
Molecule: messenger RNA, 342 nt
Organism: Meloidogyne enterolobii
Lineage: Eukaryota; Metazoa; Nematoda; Chromadorea; Rhabditida; Meloidogynidae
Source: the annotation of a GenBank genome assembly